Molecule: messenger RNA, 2566 nt
Organism: Poecile atricapillus (Black-capped chickadee)
Lineage: Eukaryota; Metazoa; Chordata; Aves; Passeriformes; Paridae
Product: alpha-2Db adrenergic receptor-like
Exons: 1
Coding region: 685-1713 (342 amino acids)
Biological process (GO): adenylate cyclase-activating adrenergic receptor signaling pathway
Cellular component (GO): membrane
Molecular function (GO): adrenergic receptor activity
Source: RefSeq, a predicted model, not a curated record
GGUGAUGAUGCCACAGCUGAACCUCGAGGUCUGUAGCCACUCGUACUGAGCUGUCACAGGCAGCAUCUUCUGGCUCCUGCCUCAUCCCCAAAGGGCUGAGCUGGUGGGGUCCAUGGUGCCCCACUGUGUGCCACAGCAGGGUAUCAGUGAGCGAGGCACAGCACGGGGCAGCCAGGCAAGGUGCUGCUGUGGUGCUGCUGGGCUGGGAUCAGCAGGAUGAUGACUCGGCAUGGUUGGGCAGUGCCCCUGCACCACCGGGCACCCUGACACCCGUGGCUGGAGCCCUCCUGCCAUGGCGACCCUGAAAGGAGCCCUUUAAGUGGCAAUAACAGCUUCUCCCACUGCCCACAGAUGUUUGGGUUCCUGCCAAUGAUAUCGGCCCACCCUUCCCUCCUUCCCUCCUUCCCGCCCGCCCUCCUCCGGACUGGGACCAGCAGAGCCAGCCGCGCUGCCGUGGGAGCCUCUCUGUUUUCCCAGCACCGCCGCUGUCCCGCAUGCCCAGCCGGGCAACCACUGGGCCAGGACGACCUCGCCACCAGACCGGGUCAGUGAAGGAGUCAGGCCGCCGGGAGAACCCUCCGGGGACUCAGCGAUGCUGGGGCUGCGCCGCAGCCGCUUCGGGACCGGUGAGCAGGGUGGGGGAAAGCCCCAUGGGGCUUUAUCUGCUUGAGGGGCCGGGCCAGCAUGGAGCCAGCCAGCACCCUUCCCAACAUCUCCAGUAACAGCAGCGGCGCCGGCAGCGCCCCACACUCACCAGCAGCCACGGGACUCAUCUUGCUGGCCGCCCUGUCCGUCCUGCUGGCCACGCUGGUGGGCAACGCUCUGGUGGUGGUGGCCAUCUCCACUAGCCGGGCUCUGCAAGCCCCACAGAACCUCUUCCUUGUGUCCCUGGCCUCGGCAGACAUCCUGGUGGCCAUCCUCGUCCUGCCUUUCUCACUGGCCAACGAGGUGAUGGGCUACUGGUACUUUGGUGGGCUGUGGUGCAGCCUGUACCUGGCGCUGGACGUGCUGCUCUGCACCGCGUCCAUCGGGCACCUCUGUGCCAUCAGCCUCGACCGCUACUGGGCCGUCACACGGGCGGCACGGCUCAACCUGCGCCGCAGCCCUCGGCGGGUGAAGGCCAUGAUCGGGGCGGUGUGGGCGGCAGCGGCCCUGGUGGCACUACCACCGCUCCUGCGGCCGCGGCCGGGCGGGAGGGAGUGCCAGCUGAGCCAGGAGACCUGGUACGUGCUGGCCUCCUGUGCUGCCUCCUUCUUCGUCCCCUGCCUCGUCAUGGUCGCUGUCUACUGCCGCAUCUACCGCCUGACUGCCCGGCGGGCGGCCGCCCUGCUCGCUGCCCGCUCCCCGUGCCCCUCCAGCGGUGAUGGAAAGGUGUCGGGAGUUGGGAUGCCGGGAUGGAGGCGCCGGAGCCAGCACCAGAGCGUGUUGCUGUGCCGCCGCCGGCUGGUGCGGGCGAGGGAGCGGCGCUUCACCGUCGUGCUGGCUGUGGUGAUGGGGGCCUUCGUGCUGUGCUGGUUCCCCUUCUUCUUCACCUACAGCCUGGGGGCUCUCUGUGGGAAGGGCUGCCACGUGUCCAAGCCCCUCUUCAACUUCUUCUUUUGGAUCGGCUACUGCAACAGCAGCGUCAACCCCCUCAUCUACACCCUCUUCAACCGGGACUUCCGUGCUGCCUUCCGCCGGCUCCUCGCUGUCCCCCGCCGGCACUGCACUUAGGGACACAUUGGGACACCGGGGACGUGGCCCCCAGCCCUGCUCAGUGCUCACAGCAUCUGGCCCCACCACAGAGCUUGGAUGGCAGUGCCAGUGUGCAGCUUGAGGUGCUUCUGGAGAUGCAGGACUGAAUAAAACGAGACCAAAGCCUGUGCCUGGUGCUGGCGUCUGCCUCCAGGGAGCCCAAAAAGCAGCACCAGCUGCCAGCACCUUUUGUCACCUGCAUCACCCCACAUGUAUGUCUUGCAGCAGUGAUGGUGACAACUUGCUGUGGCAGCUCCAGUGAGUAUCAGCCCUCCCCACUCUCAGAUGAAUGUCUGCACUCUCUUGUGCAGGGGAUGGACCCCACAGCUGCUGCGAGGAGACAAAACCCUCCAUGUGGCAGCAUCACCAGCACUGGGCUGAGCUGGCUGUGCCACCACAGCAGCCCAGUCUGAGCCCUGUGCCUCUGUGCCGGGGCUGUCCCCUCUGGGAACAUGCCAGCUGUGCUAUGUCACGGGGGCUCUGUGAGGGCACACACGUAGCCACAGUGGGGAAUAAGGGUUGCAGGUCUGGUGUGGACACCCCACAUCCUGCUCGGGGGCUGGACUGGGAUCUUGCUGCAGGAGGGAAAGGAGGAAUGAUAUCUCAGUGCCGGAAAGGCCGUUCUCCCUUGGGAGAGUGUCAGAGAUGGGAUCGCAUGGGAACAGGCUCCGGCACAGCCUGACGUGCAAGAGGCCACAGAGGCAGCUGUGGGGCGAAGACCCGGGGGCAACCGCAUCCCCCUUGGGGGGCAGAGGCUGCCCCACACCCACCCUGCCUGGCUGCCUGCGUCGUUCUGCACAGACACCCGGGGGUCAGGGGCUGCUCCACUUCU